CCGCCGCGCCCGGCUAGCCCGAGCUCCGAGUCCCGCGGCACCCGCCGGCCUUGCAGAUAUGGAAUGGACUGUGCUUUAGAGAGGAGGAGAAAACUGGGAAAUGAAAGCACAAGGGUGGCAAGAGGGAAGAAGAGAGAAUGGACAGGAGAUGGCAGCCAUGGCAAGCGGGCAGCGUCCAUGUUCCUGGCCAUAAGCUCCCCGGGAUUUCUGUCACAAGGGAGUGGACUGGCAUUUGUUGAAGGGCAGCUGCUGCUGGUGUCAAUACAUCAUAUUCAGCCUUCACCAAAGCCCUGUGAGGCCUGUCGGGAUGGAGGGCCAUGCUGACAUGGAGUUGCUGAGGACACUGAAGGGGCCUUCCACGGGGGAGGUCAGUGUGCCCCUGGUGGCCACAGACAGCCCAGUGUCUGGUCCUCACCUGCCUGCCACUGCCUUCAUCAUUCCCACCAGCUCAGCCACUCUAGGCUUGCCCACCAGCGCCCUUGAUGUGUCCUGCUUCCCCGGGGAAUCAAUCCACGUGAGCCCCCUGGAACGGGUGGCAAGCGGUGACCCUGUGACGGCUACUGUCGUACCCCAGCUAAGCACAGUUCCAGGGAGUAACACCAGUACUGUGAGACUCCUGGAAUGGACGGAGGUUUCGGCCCCACCGCCGGGGAGUGGCCUGCGGUUCCGGAUAAGCGAGUUCGCGCCGAUGAACAUGGUGGGCCUAGGGAAACCAAGCCCGGAGCUGCAGCAAGAAGGCGUGGUGGAACGAGACAGUGAUGGCCGGGCACCGGUGGGAGGUGGCGAUGCGGGCACGCAGUACUCCGAAGACAUACCCCAGGACCCUCCAGAAGUGCCCUCUCAGGACCCCCCAGAGGACAGUAGCACCUGUCGGUGCCAGACAUGCGGGCCUAAGCAAGAAAUUGGUUCCUCCAGUGACGGCUGUCCUCAGCUGUUCCAGGAGCGGUCAGUCAUAGUGGAGAACUCAGGCUGUGCCAGCCCGUCUGAUCUCCUCAAACCCAUGAAAAAGAGAAAGCACAGAGAAUUCCACACCCCAUCGGAGGAAUCCGAGCCAGAGGCCAUGGAGAAGCAAGAAGAAGGAAAAGAUCCCGAGGGACAAUCCACUGCAGGAACCCCAGAGAGUGAGGAGUGGAGCAGCAGCCAGCCUGUGUCCAGUGAAAGGAAAGAGGGCUGGACCUGGGAGUCCUACCUGGAGGAGCAGAAGGCCAUCACUGCCCCGACCAGCCUCUUCCAGGACUCCCAGGCAGUCGCUCAUAACAAGAAUGGCUUCAAACUGGGCAUGAAGCUGGAAGGCAUUGACCCGCAACACCCAUCCAUGUACUUCAUCCUCACCGUGGCUGAGGUGUGUGGCUACCGCCUGCGUCUCCACCUGGAUGGGUAUUCCGAGUGCCAUGACUUCUGGGUCAAUGCCAACUCCCCAGACAUUCACCCCACUGGCUGGUUUGAGAAAACUGGACACAAGCUACAGCUGCCCAAAGGUUACAAGGAGGAGGAGUUCAGCUGGAGCCAGUACCUACGCAACACAAGAGCCCAGGCAGCCCCCAAGCACCUGUUUGUGAGCCAAAGCCACAGUCCCCCACCGCUGGGCUUCCAGGUGGGCAUGAAGCUGGAGGCCGUGGACCGCAUGAACCCAUCCCUCGUCUGCGUGGCCAGCGUGACCGAUGUGGUGGACGGCCGCUUCCUGGUGCACUUUGACAACUGGGAUGACACUUACGACUACUGGUGUGAUCCCAGCAGCCCCUACAUCCACCCGGUGGGCUGGUGCCAGAAGCAAGGAAAGCCCCUCACUCCUCCACAAGACUACCCAGACCCUGAUAGCUUCUGCUGGGAGAAAUACCUAGAAGAAACCGGAACCUCUGCUGUGCCCACAUGGGCCUUCAAAGUGCGACCCCCUCACAGCUUCCUGAUCAACAUGAAGCUGGAGGCUGUGGACCGCAGGAACCCAGCCCUGAUUCGGGUGGCCAGCGUGGAAGAUGUGGAGGACCAUCGGUUAAAGCUGCACUUUGACGGCUGGAGUCAUAGCUGUGACUUCUGGAUCGAUGCUGACCACCCAGAUAUCCAUCCCGCAGGCUGGUGCUCCAAGACAGGACAUCCCCUGGAGCCUCCUCUCCGACCCAGAGAACCUAGUUCUGUCUCACCCGGGAGCUGUCCCCCUCUUGGCUACAGGAGCCUGUCUCACACAAGGACCUCCAAAUACAGCUCUCACCACCGGAAGUGCCCCACUCCUGGCUGUGAUGGCUCUGGCCACGUCACAGGCAAGUUCACAGCUCACCACUGCCUCUCCGGCUGCCCGCUGGCUGAGAGAAACCAGAGCCGGCUGAAAGCAGAGCUGUCUGACUCCGAGGCAUCAGCUCGGAAAAAGAGCCUCUCAAACUUGUCCCCAAGGAAGAAGCCUCGCCAUCACGGCCGGAUCGGACGCCCUCCAAAGUACCGCAAGAGUCCACCGGGAGAUUACCAGAGCCUCCCGCCUCACGUCGUGCACCAGUCCCUCUUCAUGUCCGCCUUGACCACCCACCCUGACCGCUCACUGUCCAUGUGCUGGGAACAACACUGCAAGCUCCUGCCAGGAGUGGCGGGCAUCUCGGCCUCCACAGUGUCCAAGUGGACUAUCGAGGAGGUCUUCGGCUUCGUGCAGACCCUGACAGGCUGUGAGGACCAAGCCCGCCUCUUCAGAGAUGAGAUGAUUGACGGCGAGGCCUUCCUUUUGCUGACACAGGCGGACAUUGUGAAGAUCAUGAGCGUCAAGCUGGGCCCAGCCUUGAAGAUCUAUAACGCUAUUCUCAUGUUCAGAACUGCCGAUGACACCUUAAAGUGACUGGUCUGUGCGGGCUCUCCUCCAGCCCCUGCUGGGCUGCUCUCUCCAGAUGCCAUGUCCUUUCCAACUUGAGUUCCUCAUAUCCCCACCCGUACCCUCACCCUCGUUACCUGAUUAGGGCUGGUCUGUCCCAGAAGGUGCACGGGAGCAGAGGGGCCUGGAAAAGGGGGGGAGCUCCUGGCCCCCAGUGCUGGAGUUCAUUUGCCUUCGGGUGCCCCAGUGGAAUUGUGACGGGGCAGGUGCCGGGCAGGGCAGUCCCGCAGCUCCAGCUCACUUGCUCAUCAGCAAAGGGUUUUUGUCUUAGUAGUGAGGAGGAGUCUCAUACCCUGCACUGUGAGACCCCUGUCCUUCUUGACAUCUCAUGUCCUUAUCUCUCCUGAGACCCUGUCCUCCUACCCAGAAGUAACUGUGGCCCUGCCACACACAUUUGCCCUUAAAACACCUCCUCCCUUUCUACUUCUGAUUGUGUCCACCUCCCCGCUCCCCCUCCCCCAGCUCCGCAGUCUGGUUCCUGGCAGCCUCAGCUGUGGUCCAGCCAGACGUCAUGGCUCUUUCCUCUUACAUGUGUGAGUCUCAGAAACUUGGGAGCUUCCGGCUGCCUUUCUCCCGUUUGCCCAAGGCUAUUCAGAGCCCAGCUUGAACGUGUCCAGCUUGGGACCGCUUGCCAACGACGCAGCCCACGCUGGGGCCCAGCUCCAGCAGAGGGAGCCUGGUUUACAACUGGUGGACGCCGAGGUUCACUGAGAUUCCCUGUGUUAGGUCUGGGGAGGAGGAAGUGUGGUCUGGUAGGUAGCCCAGGCCAGAAUGUCAAGACAAUCUAGGCGUGUGUUGGAUGCUCUGGGGGCUCCGCUCCAGCAGGUAUGGUAGCAGCAAGCGCUGAGACAGCCUCUCUCUGUAGCUGUGGAUUUCAGCCAAGGUCACUGCCCGUGGGUGACGGCCCCCUGCCAGCCAGGUCUCCUGUCCAGGAGAAUGGAGCACUGUCUAGCCCACACCCAUGAUACCACAUCCACGUUGUCCCUUAAACACUUGCCAUUGGCCCUUGAGGAGCCUUACAAAGUCCACUUACGGGUGGGCGUUGAGCAGACUCACUCUUCUGCCCUUGACUUCUCUGAUCUUGUACACACUUCUUGCCUCUCUCUUAUCUGCUUGCAUUGCCAGCUGGGUUCCUGUUGCCUUUUUGGAACUUGGACUUCUCUACACACACUGGGGUUCAGCCUGCACUCCUGUCACUGCCAACCCUGCCUCCCAGCCUGUGUGGGGAGCACCAGAGCCCAGCGGGAGCUGCCCCAGGAGUGCUGAGC
This is a messenger RNA of Jaculus jaculus (lesser Egyptian jerboa), 4116 nucleotides long. RefSeq names its product L3MBTL histone methyl-lysine binding protein 1 (gene L3mbtl1). Gene Ontology annotation, molecular function: zinc ion binding; protein binding. The transcript is spliced from 23 exons. Lineage: Eukaryota; Metazoa; Chordata; Mammalia; Rodentia; Dipodidae. Gene Ontology annotation, biological process: regulation of DNA-templated transcription. The coding region runs from base 308 to 2815 and encodes 835 amino acids. Gene Ontology annotation, cellular component: nucleus. The record is from RefSeq and is a predicted model, not a curated record.